Molecule: messenger RNA, 3529 nt
Organism: Stegastes partitus (bicolor damselfish)
Lineage: Eukaryota; Metazoa; Chordata; Actinopteri; Pomacentridae
Gene: slc27a1a
Product: solute carrier family 27 member 1a
Exons: 13
Coding region: 666-2612 (648 amino acids)
Biological process (GO): long-chain fatty acid import into cell; long-chain fatty acid metabolic process; medium-chain fatty acid transport
Cellular component (GO): mitochondrial inner membrane; plasma membrane; endoplasmic reticulum membrane
Molecular function (GO): long-chain fatty acid transmembrane transporter activity; oleoyl-CoA ligase activity
Source: RefSeq, a predicted model, not a curated record
UAAAUGUUGCUUGUAUUUUUCUGUUUGGUCAAGUUAAUAUUUUGCAAACCUUAAAGUGGUGGUGUCAAUAAGAUUUUUAUUUUAUUUUUUUAAAGAUUUAAACAGCUACUCGUGGCUGCUCAGUGCUGCUGCCGAUAUCAGUCGCUGCCACCUGCAUAUCUGACGGUUGGGCAACUGGGCGGGAUUAACUGUUGUCCAAUCGAAAUCGAGAAAAGCUUGACAAGCUUUGAGCUCAACGAAUAGCUGAGCCGCUGGUCCCCGUGGUGGGCGGUGCUUCUGUGGCAGUGACUCUAUUCAAUAUGGAGUACAGAAAAUAGCCUGAUUCACUCUGCAUUUCACUGCUAACACACAGAUUUCCAGCAGUUUUGCCACACGGGCACCGUCUACAAAACCUCCCUCGCAGAUGCCAGCCGACAGGACUCGUUAACGUGUUUUUUGGACUUUAGCUAGUUCGAAUGUAUUCCGCUAAUUACUUCACAACAACCGCUGUGACACUUUUUUAAAAACUACGAGUUUCCACGAAAACGCUCCACCGUAGCUCCUGUCGACGAGGACGGCGUCAAGUUGACGGUAGUUUCCGAUAAACUUCGCAGCUCAGAAGUUGUGCCGACCGGCGGGGUUAUCGGGUGAAAGGUGACAUCGCUUCAGUGUACUGACUCGUAGGAAUGCACAAUGCGGCGAGUGUCUCAGCCUCUCUGGGGUCCGUGGGACUGUUGCGCCUCUUCGGGGUGUCCUGGCCCUGGAGUCUGGUAGCAGGCCUUGGGGUUUAUCUGGGCACUAAAACCUGGAAAUACUUCUACAUUGCAGCACGCACUGCCAAGAGGGACCUCAAUGGCCUGUAUGUGCUGCUCAGAGUCAAGGUGGCUUUGUGGCGUUACAUGCGCCAGGGAAGCAAUAUCCCUUCCAUUUUCGCCCAGACAGUAAAACUCCACCCAAAUAAACCAGCACUGAUCUAUGAGGCCACAGGGGAAACGUGGACCUUUGCACAGCUGGACGAGGUCUGUAAUGCAGUAGCCCACUGGGCCAGAGGUCAAGGGUGGGUCUCCGGGGAUGUGGUGGCCCUCUUCAUGGAAAGCAGGCCCUUACAGGUGGCGCUUUGGCUGGGCUUGGCCAAGGUUGGGGUGGAAGCUGCGCUCAUCAACUUCAGCCUCCGCUGUGAUCCCCUUCUGCACUGCAUUGGGGUAUCGGGGUCAAGGGCGAUUGUGUUCGGAGCUGAACUUGCUGAUGCCAUGAUGGAGGUCAAUUCCGCCAUCAACCAGUCCAUGGUACGGUUUUGUACUGGAGACCUCAGUGCAGAACGUUUGGCAUCUCUGGGUGCUCAUCCUCUAGACCCAAUUUUAGCCACUGCCUCAAGACACCCCCCUUCACCUUGUGUUCCCUCCAAAGGCAUGAAUGAUCGCCUGUUUUAUAUUUACACCUCUGGGACUACAGGACUGCCCAAGGCUGCCAUUGUGGUACACAGUCGCUACUACAGAAUUGCUGCUUUUAGCUAUUUUGCCUUUCGCAUGCGCCGUGAUGACGUUGUCUAUGACUGCCUGCCUCUUUAUCAUUCAGCAGGUAACAUCAUUGGAGUUGGUCAGUGUCUGAUCCAUGGCCUCACUGUGGUUGUGAAGAAGAAAUUUUCUGCCAGCCGCUUCUGGGAAGAUUGCACUAAGUAUAACUGCACUGUGGUGCAGUAUAUUGGAGAAAUCUGCCGCUACCUUUUGUCUCAGCCGGUGCGGCCAUCUGAGAGGGGCCACAAAGUUCGGCUGGCAGUGGGAAACGGCCUGCGCCCCAGUGUGUGGGAGGCCUUCACGGAGCGUUUUGGAGUGGCGCAGAUUGGCGAGUUCUACGGAGCAACUGAGUGCAACUGCAGCAUUGCCAACAUGGAUGGCAAGGUGGGAGCUUGCGGGUUCAACAGUCGCAUUCUUCCCAAUGUGUACCCUAUCCGUCUGGUGAGGGUUGAUGAGGACACCAUGGAACUUGUUCGGGACAAUCGAGGCCUCUGUGUACCUUGCCGCCCUGGGGAGCCAGGGCUUCUGGUAGGUCGCAUCAACCAGCAGGACCCAUUACGGCGUUUCGAUGGCUAUGCUAAUCAGGAUGCUACAAAUAAGAAGAUAGCUCACAAUGUCUUCAAGAAAAAUGAUUCUGCAUAUUUAUCAGGGGACGUGCUGGUGAUGGAUGAUCUGGGCUACAUGUACUUCCGCGACCGCAGUGGGGACACCUUCCGCUGGCGAGGGGAAAAUGUCUCCACCACUGAGGUGGAGGGUAUUCUUAGCAGUCUUUUGGAUCAGACUGAUGUGGCUGUGUAUGGUGUGGCAGUGCCAGGUGUGGAAGGUAAGGCGGGUAUGGCUGCGAUUGCAGACACUACAGGGACUUUUGACUGCAACAGUUUCUUAAAGAACAUCCAGCGAGCUCUUCCUUCUUACGCUCGCCCUGUGUUCCUGCGAAUCUCCCCACAUGUAGACACCACAGGUACAUUUAAAAUCCAGAAAACCAGGCUGCAGCGGGAGGGAUACGACCCACGACUCACAACUGACCAGAUCUACUUGUUGAACACGAGAGCUGCACAAUAUGAGGCUGUGGACGAGGAGCUAUACAAUGCUAUAUCAGAGGGAAGAAUGUCUCUAUGAAAUGGAGGCCGUUGCAGGGCAGGCAGGGUGUCUUAGUUUAACAAUUGCUGUUGAAAGUUGGACUAACGUAUGCAUACGGCACUGUCUGCAUCACUUAGUUUGGUGCGCACUUUGGCUGGACUAUAACCUUUCAGGGAACAGAGUUGAGAGGACUACUUACAUAGGCUGUUACAGACGAUGUUUUAACACUGUAUAAGUAACACACAAAGACAUGAUGUGAAGGCAUUUAUACCCUUUUAAUAGCUUGUUUUUGAUCAUUAAGCAAACACCUCAUAAAGCCUUGGAGCGUCACCGCACAUAGAGUGGAUAUCCUCCACAACCAGUUUCAAGUAGGAUAUGUUACAGUAAUGUUACUAGGACAAGAAGGGGUAGUAUCAAGUCAAACUUUGUUACAGGGUAAGUACCCCCUUUAUGAAAUAUGCUGAAAGGUUAACUUGGUGUAGGUUUAAACAAUACUAUUGUGUUGCAGCUGUGUGUUUGAAUGAGGAUGAGAUUGGACUUCAACAUGCAGUAUGUGAGGCUACUAGUUGAAACACUAACCAUAGAGUCUUUAAGGUUUUUAAUGCAAUGGAAAACUAAUCCCACUUGUCAGGUAUGAACCUCACGGGCACGGGUUGGCAAAUACACAAACAUUGUUACUGUAUGUGCCUUUUAUCAAACUCCAGAUCUGUUUCUUUUUUCUUUCUUUCUUUUUUAUGCUUUUUUCAGGAAGGAAGGAGCUCAAAUGAAUGUGGAAAUCACAGUACUGAUUCUGUGUUAUGCAAAGCUGAGUCACACAUAAUGACAUGUCAUUUUAUGUAACAAACCUUUUCAUUGUAUUAAUAUAUAGGUGUUUAGGGAUUGUGAAGAUAUUUGCAAUCUUGGACCUCCCAGAUUACAUUGUUUUGAUGUAACACAAAUUAAAUAUUUUAAAAUCA